CUUCUAUCCGACGAAUUCCACAACAACUCAAUCAUAUCGCGAAACCCACAACAACUCGACGCUUCGCACACACACCACAAAACAUGUCUCUCUUCCCACGCUUCACUCAGGAGUUUGCUCCCAUGUUCCGUCUCUUCGACGAAUUCGACCGCCAGGCCUUCCGCAACAUAGACCGCGAAUUCAAGUCCGUCAGCUCCUUCACGCCGAAGUUCGACGUCAAGGAAACCAAAGCGGGCUACGAGCUGCACGGCGAGCUCCCUGGCAUCGAGCAAAAGGACAUCGACAUCCAAUGGACCGACAACAGCACACUCACCAUCUCGGGCCACCACGAGCACGUCCGCGAAGAAGGUCAGCGCCUACAGCACUCCAUCGAAGAGGGCGAAUCAACUCAGCAGAAGAAACUCCAAGCUACCGUUGACGACGCCGACGACGCCAACACCGAAACCCAGGUCUCCAAGCAGCCCGAGCAGAAAGACCUGGCGAAGCAUGAGAACUCGCCUCGCUACUGGGUCAGUGAACGUAGCGUUGGAGAAUUCCACCGCAGCUUCGCUUUCCCUGCCCGUGUCGACCAGGAUGCUGUGAAGGCGAGCUUGAAGAAUGGCGUCCUGAGUAUUGUUGUGCCCAAGGCAAAGGCCCCCCAGCCGAGGAAGAUCGAUAUCGAGUAAGCGCCGUGCCUUCCGACAUUCAGGAGCGCCUUCGAUACUCGCUUCUUGGUCUUGUUUUCUGGUUUUCUGUCAGUGCAGGAUUGUUAGAGCGACAACGAGAAAGAUGCACAAGAGUAUUCUUUCCUUCAUCCAGAAUGCAAAUGAGAGCAGUGACGAAACUAGUGGAUCUGAUUGGUUUAUGGAUGGAGUUAUGCGACCAAGUCGUUUUCUGUGUGUCCUUCUUAGCUUUCCUUGCGCUUAAUGUUUAACGAAAAAUAAUUUGGGGUUGUAGUGUCAAAGUAUGAAUGUAUGUAGUUGCUUAAAUGGAUGAACAUG
Molecule: messenger RNA, 980 nt
Organism: Dothidotthia symphoricarpi CBS 119687
Lineage: Eukaryota; Fungi; Ascomycota; Dothideomycetes; Pleosporales; Dothidotthiaceae
Product: HSP20-like chaperone
Exons: 1
Coding region: 84-665 (193 amino acids)
Biological process (GO): response to salt stress; response to heat; protein folding
Source: RefSeq, a predicted model, not a curated record